Molecule: messenger RNA, 2523 nt
Organism: Bombina bombina (fire-bellied toad)
Lineage: Eukaryota; Metazoa; Chordata; Amphibia; Anura; Bombinatoridae
Gene: ARFGAP2
Product: ADP ribosylation factor GTPase activating protein 2
Exons: 17
Coding region: 79-1701 (540 amino acids)
Biological process (GO): COPI coating of Golgi vesicle
Molecular function (GO): GTPase activator activity
Source: RefSeq, a predicted model, not a curated record
UCCCGCCCCCAGGUUGAUUGGACUAUGCGAUUGGCCCAAAUGCGGAAGGGUCGCAGUGCUUGAUAGGAAAGGGAUGACAUGGCGACUGAGCCGACUAAGUCAGAGAUAUUGACCGUAUUUAAACGACUCAGAGCGACCCCCACCAACAAGUCCUGCUUUGACUGCGGUGCCAAGAAUCCCAGCUGGGCCAGUAUUCCUUAUGGCGUCUUCCUUUGCAUUGACUGCUCUGGGAUCCACCGAUCUUUGGGGGUUCACCUGAGCUUCAUCAGGUCUACGGAGUUAGAUUCCAAUUGGAGCUGGUUUCAGCUGAGAUGUAUGCAAGUGGGAGGCAACGCCAAUGCUAAUGCCUUCUUCCACCAACAUAGUUGCACCACCAAUGACACUAAUGCAAAAUACAACAGCCGUAGUGCUCAGAUGUACAGGGAGAAGAUCCGGCAGCUGGCCAAUGCUGCUAUGACUCGGCAUGGAACUGAUAUUUGGAUAGAUGGGAUGACCUCCUCUCUUGCACAUUCACCAGAAAAGAAAGAGUCUGACUUCUUUGCUGAGAUGACCCAGUCUUCCAGCUCCUGGGAUGCAACACCAGCUACAGAACCAGUGUCUGAGACGAGCUUGUCUGAUAGAAAAAGCCCUACUAAUGUUUCUGAGAACAGUUCACCCCAGCCAUUAGAAUCUGGCCCGAGUGUUGACAUUCUGAGCACAUCACCCAAAGCUCCAGUGGACCUGGCCAUGUGCCUUUCUGUUCAGGAGCUGUUCCCAAGCACAGAGGUAAAACCCACACUUAUUGGCAAGAAGAAACCAGCAACUGCAAAGAAAGGGCUGGGGGCCAAGAAAGGUUUGGGUGCCCAGAAGGUGAGCGGCCAAAGUUUUAGUGAGAUUGAGAAACGGGCACAGGUGGCAGAAAAACUGAGAGAGCAGCAAGCAGCUGAGUUACGAAAGGAAGCUGAAGAAUCUCUUGUCUCUUCUAUGAGGCUGGCCUAUCAAGAACUGCAGAUUGACCUUAAGAAGGAAGAGAAAAAGAUUCAGAAUCUGGAUGGGAAGAAACGUGAGCAAGCUGAGCGACUUGGCAUGGGCCUAGCUCCCCGCAGCUCCAUAUCGCACUCGGUCCUCUCAGAGAUGCAUGUGAUUGAGCAAGAGACCCCAGUGGCUACAAAAUCCUCACGCUCCCAGCUUGACUUAUUGGAGGACUCCAGCUUUACCUCUCAACCACCCAAGUAUAAGGACAACCCAUUUUCACUCGGUGACAGCUUUGGCUCACGAUGGGACACAGAAAGUUCGUCAUGGGGAGUUUCUGAUAAGGGGGAAGAGGAGAGAGAGGUUACGAUCUCCAGUAUCCAACCUGCACGAGACAGACCUGCAAGCAGAAGAAAGCCGGAGGGAACCCCUGCUCCAGAAUCCAAUGAAGCAAGAGUCAAAUUCGCUAGUGCAAAAGCAAUCUCAUCUGACAUGUUCUUCGGUCGAGAGCAGGAUGCAGAGUAUGAAGCAAGAUCGCGUCUGCAACAACUAUCCUCCAGUAACUCCAUAAGCUCAGCAGACCUGUUUGGAGACUCCGACUCAUUGUCAGGGGGAGUUUCUCUGGGAAAUGUGAUCCCAGCUUCAGACAUGACACACUUCAAGCAAGGAGUGAAAUCUGUUGCUGGCAAGAUGGCUGUUUUAGCAAAUGGUGUGAUGAAUUCCUUGCAGGAUCGAUACAGCUCCUAUUAAAAUAAAAGCAAGCGAAAGGAGAUGAAAACCAGCACCUGUAGCAUUUGGCCUUCGUAAUAUCUGGGUUAGGGAAGAAAUGUGAGUCUGAGGUGGAGAAAGUAAUCUAUGCUUUUCUAGUGGAAGCCCAAACACCUUUUUAUUUCAGAAAGUGACCACUUCAGUGUUCCCGUAUCCCUAGCCAUAAGCCCAGUUUAGGAGCAUCCUUCUCCAUUCAGAUUGUCUGCAAUUGCUUACCUCCGGUCAGCAGCUCCUGACUUACUGGGAAGGUUCAGCUGCCGCCUUGUUUUUAGGGGAUACUCAUGCAGUGUUUUAACUUAAGUUUUGCAUUAGUGUAAGAUAUUUGGGAUCUCUUUGUAGCAUGACCUGCUUGCGUGUUUUAUAGAUUGAGGGCUUAUGGGAGAUUGAUGUUCAGAGAUGUGUGGGUGCGCAAUGAGAAGAAACCUCAUUUUAGAAAAUUAGUGACUUACCUCUCUGAGGCCACACACCCCUGUUUAUGACUAAACUCCCAUUUUGUGCCUCCUUAAUCCCUCUCCUUCAUAAUCCUCUGAACUGAGACUUGACCUCUAUGCUUUUAGUCCUUUAUGGACAAGAUUACUGAUCAUGGACCUCAACUGCCUUCUUGCAGAGACUCUGCAGUAACUGAUGUGGUGGCCGAGCUUCCAUAGAGACAGGCUGCAUGAGUAUUUAUUUUGUUGUCUCUGCAUGGAUGGCACACAUGAAACGCGCCUUUCUGGGCAUAUAAAUUGAGCUACAUCACCAGUCACUUCUGUGGCACAUAAUAUGUGGUAAACAAAAUAGAAGUGAAUAAAAUUUACCAACACA